AUGACGCCCCUGACUAACUCAGCCCAAUUCGACCGGAGUAGUUCAGUAACUGACCCUCGACAUCCCGAGGAUAACUCUGCUCGAGUUCCUCCUGUAUUCAGGGGUGGAGACCAAAAUAUCCUGCUUUUUUCUACCCAAAAAGUUUGCUCCAGAUUUCAUAUCCCCAGAUCUCAUCCUUCCUUCAAAAUUUCUGCCGCUACCAAAAGAACCAUGACUCAAUUCCGUAAUUUUUCCACGAAAAUUUCAAACUCUUCUCUCGCCAAUACGGUGGAGGAUGCCCAGGUGUCGUCGCCCGAGCCCAGGCCGCAGUCUCUGCCUCGCAAGCCGUGGCUCAUCGUCAGUCUCGGUAAUCCCGUUAAGAAAUUCAAUGGCACCGGCCACAACGUGGAUUUUAUGAUGGUAGACGCUAUAGCUGAGGCUAAAGAGAUUUCUAUUAACACAGUUAACUUUAAAGCUCAAAUUGGAAAAGGAUUUAUAGGAAAUGUUCCUGUCAUGCUUGCCAAACCGCAAACGUUUAUGAACUCAAGUGGUGAGUCUGUUGGGGCCAUUGUAUCAUAUUACAAGAUUCCAUUGAAGCAAGUUCUGGUGAUUUUUGUGCAUCCUUGAUUCCAACCCACCGCAUGAAAGAGUUCCAGAUUUGAAGCUUAGAGAUUUCUAUUUUGUACUUUAUAUAAUUGCUUUUUGAUUUGUUGUCUUGCAUGAAGUGAUCUACUACACCUUCAAUGGAGAGAAUAUUUGCUUAAAGUAUAAGACACAAAUGAUUAAAUUGUAUUGUCUAAGAUUCGAGAAUCAAGAGGUCUUAGUCUCCCAAUUGACUUCCUUGAGCUAGUUUGAUAAGCAUGCAAGUCGUAUUGUUUCUUGAUGAUUAAUGUGUUGUUUUUUAAGGAUAAUUGAAUUUCUCAAACACUAGUAAACUGUUUUA
This is a messenger RNA of Gossypium raimondii (Peruvian cotton), 922 nucleotides long. Its product is annotated as peptidyl-tRNA hydrolase, chloroplastic. Gene Ontology annotation, molecular function: peptidyl-tRNA hydrolase activity. The coding region runs from base 1 to 606 and encodes 201 amino acids. NCBI's taxonomy places the organism in Eukaryota, Viridiplantae, Streptophyta, Magnoliopsida, Malvales, Malvaceae. The record is from RefSeq and is a predicted model, not a curated record. The transcript has 7 exons.